Chironomus riparius is the source of this 3116-nucleotide messenger RNA. The record is from the annotation of a GenBank genome assembly. NCBI's taxonomy places the organism in Eukaryota, Metazoa, Arthropoda, Insecta, Diptera, Chironomidae.
GAUAGCAUAAUUUUAAAAAUGGAUACAAACUUAUUAGUUGGCUUCAAAAGGAAAUGAGUUUAAGUUCAUGGAAUUGUUGUUUCUAUUGGUGUGAUUUAAAGCAGCAGCAAGAUAGAAUGGGGGCAACAAUUUCGUCAGAUUUGGCACAAGGCACUCAAUCUUCAAAUUUAGUGCGAGAACGUGAAAGGCGUAAAAAAGUGACUGGCUUUACAACAUUAAAGAAAAAACUUAUAAGUCGUCGGAGACGCUCUUCCAAACAUGAUCAUGGAAGAAUUUUGAGAGAAUUUGUAUCAAAUUGGUCACCGGCAGAGCUCUUUUCAUUAUUGGAGGAGUAUGAGGCUCUAUCAGCACUCAAAGAUUUAUCAAUGCAGGCAGAAUUGGCUCGUCCACCUGCGACUACGUUUAAGCAAGAUUUGUCAACACUAUACGAUUGCAAGUUGUGUACAGACUGUGAUUUAGUUUUUCGUGGAAACGUUUUUCCUGUCCAUCGUGCAUUACUAUCAUCACGAUGUCCAUACUUUCGAGAUUUAUUAGCUGGAUGUCCAGGCUACGGUGCACGAAUAAUGUUGGAAUUGGAAUUGAGGUCUUCCCCGAUAGAUGUUCAAAUAUUUUCAUCACUUCUUCGGUAUCUAUACACGGGUGAUUUGUGUCAGCAUGAUCCAACAAUUGAUGUAAAUGUUUUGAGACGAUUAGGUGAAGAUUUUGGAACUCCAAACCCAUUAGAACAUGAUUUGAGAUAUUUAUUAGAGACGGGUGAUUAUGCAGAUGCAGCACUUGUGUUCACAUCGGAAGCAUCAAGUAGUAAUUCAAAUAGUGGCGAAUGUCAACGACCUGAUUCUGGAAGUUCAGAAUAUGGAUUUAGACCGAAAUUGGAGUUGCCUUGUCACAAGGCAAUUUUGAGUGCUCGAUCACCAUUUUUCCGAAGCAUGAUUCAACGAAGAUUGAGGAGUAUUGAGGAACAAAAUGAUCGAGCAAUUCCAACAAGAAUAGUUCUUGACGAAUCUGUGAUUCCAAAACGAUAUGCCCGCGUUUUGUUGCAUGCAAUAUAUUUAGAUACUGUAGAUCUAUCGCUAAUAAUUCGAGGCGGUGCUACUCACGGAAGUUUAAGUGAAGCUGCAAGUGCUGGGACUUCAUCUGCAUCCUCGUCGUCGUCAAAUCGACAAAGAGGAAGUCCAUUAGAAGAGGCUAUGGAACUUUAUCAAAUUGGUAGAUUUUUAGAAUUGGAUAUAUUAUCACAAGGGUGCGAAGAUUUAAUUCUCGAAUGGUUGACUCUCGAAUCACUGCCAAUGGUGUUAAAAUGGGGAGGACAGGCACACGGUUCAUCGUGGGUUUAUCGACAAGCAUGUCAUUAUUUACGUGAAGAAUUCUCUGCGAUUGCUGUGUCACCAAUUUUACACCAACUAGAAAAAUCACAAUUAAUUGAUGCAUUUCAAAGUAACUUCCUUCAAGCAUCUGAGCUGGAAAUUCUUGGUGCCGUUUUACGUUGGGGUGAGCAAGAAUUAAUACGUCGGAUGGAGGAUCGAGAACCGAAUCUUUUAUCACAUACGGCACACUCGGUGACUAGAAAAGGAAUAAAGAAGAGAGAUUUAAGUGAUAUAGAAUUGCGUGAAAUAUUAAGUGAAUUAUUGCCACACGUUAGAAUGGAUCAUGUUUUGCCUCCAAACAAUGAGACUCUUCAUUCGGCUAUCAGACGAGGCUUAGUCUCAACACCCCCUUCACACAUGAUUGGCGACGAUCGAGAAAAUCUCCGAAUAAAUGCAUGGAUUCGUGGCGGUAAGAAUCAUGGUUUAUUUGUUCGACCACGUCUCUUUAUGCCGUAUUAUGAUGAAGUAAAAUCACUAUUAGAGGAUCAAUCUCAACAAAUAGAAUUACUUAGAUUAAGACGAUCACGACAUUAUCCUGAUAUUCCAGACACUCUUUAUAUGGUUUCACGUUUAAAUCGUUGUAGUGUUGGAAAUGUUAGUAGCAGUAGUAAUGAUCUCCUUUUAGCGACACCACCAACGACACAACUCGAUGUUGUUACGAGUACAUCAUCAAUUCCUGCACCUGAUCCACCAGCUUUUGAGGCAAUGCAGAAAAGGGAACAAAAAUUAAGACAAACUCCAAUGUGCCAGCGUGCUUUAGCUCUUACAUUAUCAUCGAAACAUGAGAUUUAUCGACAAAUUCGUUUACGUGUUGUACGAGAAUUCAAUUUUCCCGAUGAAGUAGCCAUUCUAUUGGAGAAUUCUGUUAGUUGUUUUUGCAAUGAUGAUUUAAAUAAGAUUGAUGAUGAUUCCGUUGAUGAGGAAAUUGUCACGGGACCAUCAUCGCCAAUGGCAUCGAAUGAAAAUAUCCCAGAGUCAUUAUCGAAUCAUUAUGGCAGUAGUAAUAUGACAUUCCGUCAACAGCAAGGAACACCACAACCUCAUCAAAAUUCAGGCACUUCUUUUCGACUUCCUUCGCUCGUGACAGAAGGAGGUGAUGCUGAAGGAGCAUCGUGCGUAGACGGUGGACACAUUUCAAUGAUUAUGCCUGACGUUACAGCUUCCCUUGGACAAAUACAAUUAGAUACGGGAAGUACUAGUGAAAAUAUUGAUGGAUUACAUUUAGAUUUAGGCGAUGGAUCAAGUCAUAUAGUAUCAACACAGCCAAGACCAGCACAAUCGAUGCUCUUAUAUGGUGCACAUUCAAGUUUCAUGCCAACGCAACAAGCAAGAUUAUCAUCUUCAGUUGGAAAUUAUCAUCAUUAUAUGACGCGCUAUAUGCAAGCUGGAUCAUCAAAUCAACCUCCACCUUUACCAAAUUCCCCGCUUGCACACGCCGCAUCUUCAUCGCAAAUUCAAAUGCAUCAUUUAUCAAAUCAAGUGCCAUCAAAUCCACAAUUUAUUCCGCAACAACAGCAACAACAACAACAGCAGCAAAAUCGCCGUGCCGAAAGUAGCACAAGUAGUAAUUUUAGGGCAUCAUCGAGUCACAGUCACUCGAGUUCAUUUUUAUAGAAUGAUUAUCAUAAUAUUAAUUAAAAUUAUUAAUUGAUUUAUUGUGGUAAGUAUUAACAUUAAGCGGCAAUCGACAGACAACAAAAAUGCUAUCCCCACUUUUUAAUUUUUUGUUUUAUAAUUUUUAUUGACGAUAAG